This is a messenger RNA of Megalobrama amblycephala (Wuchang bream), 2674 nucleotides long. RefSeq names its product wingless-type MMTV integration site family, member 8a (gene wnt8a). NCBI's taxonomy places the organism in Eukaryota, Metazoa, Chordata, Actinopteri, Cypriniformes, Xenocyprididae. The transcript has 8 exons. Gene Ontology annotation, cellular component: extracellular region. Gene Ontology annotation, molecular function: frizzled binding; cytokine activity. The record is from RefSeq and is a predicted model, not a curated record. Gene Ontology annotation, biological process: canonical Wnt signaling pathway; multicellular organism development; neuron differentiation. Bases 1025 to 2176 code for a protein of 383 amino acids.
UGAACUAAGGUCUUAUGGGUUUGGAGCAACGUGAGGGUGAGUAAUUAAUGACAGAAUUUUAUCCAGCAUGUUUUGUGGUGUAGCCAGCAGGGGCGCUACGAUUAAUUAUGACACACCUGAAGCCACUCAAGUUAUUAUUCCCCACAUCUGCUUUAAAACAGAUUUAACAUCAUUAAUGUUGAGGACAUGAGCGACAUUAUGAGACACCUUAAUCAAACCAAUAAUAUCAAAUCCCAAAGUUAAUAUAGUGCUGAGAAAAAAAAAAAUGUCCUCACGUCAGGUUAUAGGCUACCCACAGCUCGAACAUCGCUGAUUAUCCGAUACUACAUGUAUUUUACAGUGCUAUUCUUGUUUUUACAAUUAACACCUGCUGAUGAGGUGCUAGAGGACGCGCCUAGAUCUCCUUUGAAAUCAAAUCUGGUUGAGAUGUUACUGUGAAGCGCGGCUGCGCUGGCGUCACUGUUCCUGCCACCCAUCUACCACACUCACAAUACCACAGCGCUUCUCCAACCCUUAUCGUCUUUUAUGACCAACUUAUCGCUUUUAAAAUCUAACAUAACUAAAGCUAAUAAAGUAAAUUGAUAAAGACUUAAAACUCCAAUAAAAACAAACUGUUUUAACUGGUUUAAGUAGUCUAAGUUGCUUACGCAAACACCUAAUAAACUGGUACUUUAAUUGAAUAAGAAAGAAGGUAGGCUGGCAUUGAGGUAACACUGCAUUUUUGCCCGGAUCUACGAAGUUAUAUGUAAAACCUUCAGUAAAAAAAAAAAAAAUCGCCUCUUCUAUGAUAAACGUUUCAUUAAAAGACUAAAGUUAUUGAAAAAGAAAACUCUGGCAUAAAUAUCAUGCAAUUUAACCAUUUUAUGAAAAAGCACAUUUUGUUCAGGUCAAAUGGGAAACCUAUUUUUUUGUAGAAAAAGGCAUCCUUAUUUCCUUUCUAAAUCACAAGGCGAAGAGCUUAACACAGUCAGUGACAGCACAGGCUAAUGAACUGCACCUGAGCUUCUGUGAGCGACUAGUCAAAAUGGAUCAUCUGUGCAGCAAGUGUUUGUGCUUUGCAUCUCCACAAGAAGGGAGCAUCGAGGUCGCUCACGCAGCAAUGAACCCUUGCCAGCUUUUUGCAUCGUUGGUGAUGUCUAUGUGCUGUCACAUACUGUCGACAACAGCAUGGUCGGUGAAUAACUUCCUGAUGACAGGACCAAAGGCUUACCUCACAUACACCAGCAGUGUGCAGGCAGGGGCUCAGGUUGGUCUUGAAGAGUGCAAACAUCAGUUUGCAUGGGACAGGUGGAAGUGUCCGGAAAGCGCACUGCAGUUAUCUACACAUAACGGCCUGCGGAGUGCCACCAGAGAGACUGCUUUCGUUCAUGCCAUAAGUGCUGCUGGAGUUAUGUACACUUUGACAAAGAACUGCAGCAUGGGGGACUUCGAGAACUGUGGCUGUGACGACUCCAAAAUAGGAAAAAUGGGUGGUCGUGGUUGGGUUUGGGGAGGCUGCAGUGACAAUGUUGACUUUGGAGAAAGAAUCGCUAAACAAUUUGUGGACGCGCUGGAAAAUGGUCACGACUCUCGCGCUGCAGUAAAUCUGCACAACAACGAGGCUGGACGACUCGCUGUCAAAGCAACACUCAAAAGGACCUGUAAGUGUCAUGGUGUGUCUGGAAGCUGCAGUAUUCAGACAUGUUGGAUGCAGCUUGCUGAGUUCAGAGAUAUCGGCACCUAUCUGAAAAUCAAGCAUGAUCAAGCACAGAAGCUGGAGAUGGACAAAAUUCGGAUGAGGGCAGGUAACAGCGCGGAUAAUCGUGGCGCAAUCGCAGACACGUUCAGUACCGUUGCGCGCACAGAACUCAUUUACAUGGAAGAUUCUCCAGACUACUGCGUGAAAAACCUAAGCCUGGGACUACAUGGAACAGAAGGCAGGGAAUGCCUACAAAGCGGGAAGAAUCUUUCACAGUGGGAGAAGAGAAGCUGCAGGCGGCUCUGCCACGAAUGUGGUCUGAAAGUAGAGGAGAGGAGGAUAGAGACUGUGAGCAGCUGUAACUGUAAAUUUCACUGGUGUUGCACAGUCAAAUGCGAAACAUGCACUCAGACUGUAACCAAAUAUUUUUGCGCAAAAAGGCACAAAAACCGUCGGCCGCACAAUUCACGUAAAAGACAACAUUCGCGUAAUAGAUGAACUCAAAUAUAUUAAGUUGUAUAUUUCCAAUGUAAAUAUAUUUUAUAUGAAAUGUUAAGAUAUGCUGCUUUUUACUACUGUAUAUUAUUCUGCACAUACGGAAAAAUGUCAGUUCGAACCCCUAAGACACAAGGGCUUCCUCGUUCCCACUGUCAAUUUUGAUCCCAUACUAAGUUCUAAUUUCACGUUCACGUAGACCUAUGUUCAUUUGCACUUUUUCGUUGUUGACCUUAGAUCACAUAUUUACUUACAAAUAUGUUUAUUUUGAAUAUUUGCACCAUGUUUUUUUUUUUUUUUUCCUCUCUGGCACAGAUCACUUGACAGUGUGUAGCCUAAUGUAUCACAAGGGGCUUGAAGUGUUGCUUUUAUGGAACUUAUUGAAGGCAGUUAUUUUUUUAACUAUCACAUUGUUAUUAUUUUUAAACUAUUACAUUCUGUAUAUAUAUAUUAAAUUUACUUAUUUUGUCGUGGGAAGCAAAUUAAAUAUUUAAAACAAAA